Molecule: messenger RNA, 3362 nt
Organism: Cotesia glomerata
Lineage: Eukaryota; Metazoa; Arthropoda; Insecta; Hymenoptera; Braconidae
Product: protein zer-1 homolog
Exons: 9
Coding region: 968-3313 (781 amino acids)
Cellular component (GO): Cul2-RING ubiquitin ligase complex
Source: RefSeq, a predicted model, not a curated record
CACAAAAAUCUAUAAAAUUUUCAUCUAAGUAAUAAACAAAUAAUCUUAUAAACAAUAAAAAAAUAAAUCACACGAUAUUGAUUUUCUUUAAGAUACUCAAAUUAUCAGAAUACAGCCUGUAUAUAUAAACUCAAGUCAUUAGUGUUAUUCCAUCUGUGAGUCAUUAAGUGACGUCACAUAUUCUAACGUUAACUUGAUCCAUAAAAAACAAUCAUCUAUAAAAUUAAAUCGUUGAUUACACGUAAAAUCAAAUUACUCAAAUAUAAUCAUGCAGAUAAACGUGUCUGAAGUUAAUUAAAAAAUGGACAAAUAUUUGAAUAGCAAAUUUUUUUAAAAUUAAGCAACUACGAUAAUCAACAUAAUGAUUUAAUAAGUGUAAUUUAUCGCAAUAAAAAUUGCGUAUGUGUGUUUCACAAGCAUUUAGUGAUGUAUACUCAGGAAUUUGUGAAUAGAAAACAGUCUCACACAUAAAAACUAUUUUAUUUGACAAGAAUAACACAAAAAAGUCCAUUCAGUACGUCAUAAUAAUUAAAUAAAUAUAUAUACUGGUAUAUAUAUGGAUUAAUUAUAAAAAUAAAUAGAUGAUAAUUUUAAGAAUUGAAAAAUGGACUGGUGGUUCAUUGACAAAAUGGAUCUGAGACAUUGACAGAAGACUCGAGUACUGAUAAUUAUUUAAAAGGAAUAAUUAAAUAAAAUAAAGUUGUUAACUAUUAGAUUAUGUUAUCAUAAUUGUAAUCGAUUCUAGUAUGGGUUUUUUAAAAUUAUAAUAAUGAUGGUAGAACCUUCACAGCUGAUGCGUUUGACACAUUUGACAGUUGUGUAAAGUUGUGUUAAUUGAAAAACAUUUUUAAAUUCAGAUUUUAUUUUUAAACAGUGAAUAAAGUGUAAGUGUCCGUAUAAAUAAAUAAUAAUAACAAUAAUUAUUGUUAUUUAUUUACAAUAAUAAUAUAAAAAAAAAUAAGUUAAUAUGGCGCAUUUUGAGAGUAUAUUUAAUUCUAAACAAUAUGUAGGACCUGAAAGUUUAGCUGAAUUAUGUUUUAAAACAAUAUGUAACAAUUUAGAUAUUAUUUCAACUGUUGACAAACGUGGUUAUCGUACAUUAAUACGUGGACUUGUACUACCAAGUGAAAUUUGUGAUAAAAUCAUUGAAUUUGCUCAAAAGUGUGACAGCACAGCACGUAUUGAUGAUGGAUUUAUCAAUAUAUUUGCUGAUACUACUGCAACAAGAUUAAAAAAUGUUAAAAUAAACCACAGCAAUAUCUUGGAUACAUCUGUUGCUGUUCUUGCUAAUCAUCAAUUAUUGCACUUGUCAUUCAAUGAUUGUUGUGAUCUUACUAAAUCGUCUAUUGAAUUUAUAAAUAAUAAUUCAAAACAUUUACAGAGUUUAUCAUUUCGUUCUUGUCCACAAAUCUACCCAACUGAUCUUACAGGUGUUAUAGAUCCAUCACCAAUAAAUUAUUGUAAGCGCGGAUACCUAUUUAAUGCACCGAAUUUAAAGCAUCUGGCAUUGGAACACGUUCAAAUAGCUCCUGAGCAUUAUGUUAUAUUAUUAUCUGGUUUAUCUAAUUUGACUCAUUUAGAUUUAUCAAAUGCCGUCAAUAUUGGUAACUUUGAAUUUGUAUCAUCAACUCCAAAUUUAGUAUCAUUGUGUCUUUAUAAUGUCAAAGUUAAUGAAAAUCCGAGUGCUUUUGUUGCCAAUGUUAUACAAUUAAAAAAAUUAAGGCAUCUCGAUAUAUCCCACGCUAACCACAAAAAUGCAUUCUUUCACAAACCUAAUCAAGUUUUAUCAGACUUAGUUGAAGGUUUACCUAAUUUAACGUCACUGGAUAUUGGCGGUACAAAUUUAGAUGGACGUGGAGUAGCCGAACGUCCAUUGAUAUCCAACUCUACAAAAGUCUACGCAAUGUGUGAUAUUCAAGGUCUAGCUUGUCGUGUGAACAAUCCAUUACAAUUUUUAGGUCUUUAUGGUACUCAUGGGGAAGCGUGUAGAAGAUAUGACAUACCUGCUAAAAUCAUUGCUGGAAAUGCUAACGAUGAACAAAUACUCAUAGCAGCUCGUGUAUGCAUGGACAACAAACAGGAUUUGUUGCAAAAAGUUUUAAAUGAUUUGUAUCAUGUAUUCAGAUAUGAAAGUUGCGAACGUAUGGAUCAGGCACUUUAUAUCGUUCUUGAAGCUAUGGAGAAACAUCUUAAUGAACGUCAUAUACAAAUAUCGGGAAGCGCAACAUUGUUUUAUAUCGUAAAAACAAAAGAAAAGAGUGUACUUGUCUCAAAAAUGAAGAGAAGAAUAAUAGGUGCGCUUCUUGCUGGUAUGAAUGCUCACAAAGAUGAAGAGACAAUGAUGCGCAACGGCUGUUUGGCCCUUUGCCAGUUUCGCAUACCACAAGAUGUUAUGUGGAAUUACGAAACGCUUGUUAAAGUUUUAUUACAUUCUACAAGACACGCGGAGUCUGAAGGUUUUGUACAACGAAUUGGAAUUUAUUUAUUGAACUCACUGGCAUGCCAGGUGGAAGGAAAGAAAAAACGUUUAUUAGGAAACUUAGGAUGCGUUGAGACAAUGCUUGAAUUGGUUCGGUACAGAGUUGAGUGUGAAUUACAUGAUGACGUUCUCGAGGUCGCUUGGUCUACUAUGUGGAAUAUGACUGACGAGACGCCGAUUAAUUGCCAGAGAUUUUUGGAUGAGCAGGGAAUGAGACUCUUUUUGAAAUGUGUUGAGAAGUAUCCAUCUAAAGAAGAAUUACUACGAAACAUGAUGGGUUUAUUAGGCAAUGUUGCUGAAGUUGAUUACCUUCGCCCCCAUUUAAUGCAACAGCAAUACGUAUCAGUCUUUUCUAAUUUAUUAGAGUACGAUCGUGAUGGGAUCGAGGUUUCAUAUAAUGCAACCGGAAUCCUAGCUCACAUGGCGUCUGAUGGUGUAGAAGCAUGGACCAUAGAUCAACCCACAAGAAAUGAAGUUCUUGAACGUAUGGUCGAAGCUAUUGAACGUUGGAAUUUAUCGUCUCAGCGCAAUAUUAAUUAUAGAUCAUUUUUACCGUUGCUACGUUUAUUAGAUGUUUAUCACACACCACAGUGCCAACAUUGGGCAGUAUGGGCUCUUGCUAAUUUAACUCAAGUUUAUCCUACCAAGUAUUGUUCUUUGGUGGAAUCAGAAGGAGGAAUAGAUAAACUUAAAAAAUUAUUAGACGACGACAGACCUUACAAUCGUAUCAAGGAUCUUGCUUUGUCAGUAAUUAUCAAUUGCGGGCCCAAUAAAAUCCAUGGUGACCAACAAGAAACCCUUCAAUCAUCAUCCGAGUACAGUCUCGAUGAUUAAUGAUGUGAUUUUAAAAAUAAAUAUAAAAAAAAAAAAAAAAGACUUGAGA